This is a messenger RNA of Xyrauchen texanus (razorback sucker), 3617 nucleotides long. Its product is annotated as neuronal acetylcholine receptor subunit alpha-3-like. Gene Ontology annotation, cellular component: synapse; neuron projection; postsynaptic membrane. Gene Ontology annotation, molecular function: acetylcholine-gated monoatomic cation-selective channel activity; transmembrane signaling receptor activity. The transcript is spliced from 6 exons. The record is from RefSeq and is a predicted model, not a curated record. Bases 124 to 1665 code for a protein of 513 amino acids. Gene Ontology annotation, biological process: monoatomic ion transmembrane transport; signal transduction; chemical synaptic transmission. Lineage: Eukaryota; Metazoa; Chordata; Actinopteri; Cypriniformes; Catostomidae.
ACACAACUCAGCCACAUAACUGGGAUCCACAAACAACUUCUUAACAAAUUAUUCCUUCUCGACUUUUUCCACCAGUUUGUUGCUUUCUUGUAGGGAGACGAACUCUCUAUCUUGCGACGCUCGAUGAAUCCUGCGGAGAGAGUCACUUUGCUUUUUCUUUUUAUUGUGCUGGUAACACAAGAUUGUUUCUCAUCUAAGGGAGAAGAUAGACUGUUUCGUCGUUUAUUCAGGAGGUAUAAUCAGUUCAUUCGGCCAGUGGAAAAUGUGUCUGACCCUGUCACCGUGGAGUUUGAGGUCUCCAUCUCACAGCUUGUUAAAGUGGAUGAAGUCAAUCAAAUCAUGGAGACCAAUCUAUGGCUAAGACAUAUAUGGAAUGACUACAAGCUCAAGUGGUCACCAGCAGAGUUUGAUGGAAUUGAGUUCAUCAGAGUCCCAUCAAAUAAAAUCUGGAGGCCAGACAUUGUACUUUACAACAAUGCUGUUGGGGACUUCUUGGUGGAGGAUAAAACCAAAGCUCUUUUGAAAUAUGAUGGAACCAUAACUUGGGUCCCUCCUGCAAUCUUCAAAUCCUCCUGCCCUAUGGACAUAACUUACUUUCCCUUUGACUAUCAGAACUGCUCUAUGAAAUUUGGUUCCUGGACCUACGACAAGGCCAAGAUUGACCUGGUACUUAUUGGCUCAAAGGUCAACCUGAAAGACUUCUGGGAGAGUGGCGAAUGGGAGAUCAUUGAUGCACCUGGCUAUAAACAUGACAUCAAGUACAACUGCUGUGAGGAGAUCUACCCAGACAUAACCUACAGUUUCUAUAUACGCCGACUGCCCCUCUUUUACACCAUCAACUUAAUCAUCCCCUGCCUCCUCAUCUCCUUCCUGACUGUACUUGUCUUCUACCUUCCAUCAGACUGUGGUGAGAAAGUGACAUUGUGCAUUUCUGUACUCCUCUCUCUUACUGUGUUCCUCCUUGUAAUUACGGAAACCAUCCCGUCGACCUCACUUGUGAUCCCUCUGAUUGGCGAGUACCUUCUCUUCACCAUGAUUUUCGUCACCCUCUCCAUCGUCAUCACUGUCUUUGUAUUGAAUGUGCACUAUCGCACUCCUAUGACCCACACCAUGCCCAGCUGGGUCCGUACUGUCUUCCUCCAGGCUUUACCUCGUAUCAUGUUUAUGCGUCGUCCUCUUGACCAGUCAGAGUCUUCUGGAAAAGGAGGACUAGAGAGUGGGGGCUCGUCCGGGAGUGGAGUAGGAAGAAGAGGGGAGGGAAAGAAGAUAAAAAAUAGUGGCUCACAGCAGAGAGCAAUGAACUCUUUGGAGUUUGGAGAGGGAAAGGCAGAAAUGGAGGGAAAGAAAGGGGGAUGUCCAUGUCACCCGAUGAAAGAGGCACCCGAUGGAGAUUGUGGGAAAGCCAGCCGUCCGCAGUUGAGUCCGCAGGCCAUCAACACGGUUGUGGCUUUCUCUGUCGUGUCACCAGAGAUCAAACAGGCCAUUGAUAGUGUGAAGUACAUUGCUGAGAACAUGAGGAGCCGCAACAAAGCCAAAGAGGUGGAGGAUGAUUGGAAGUAUGUUGCCAUGGUGAUUGACCGUAUCUUCCUGUGGGUCUUUGUGCUAGUGUGUGUGCUGGGAACAUUGGGGCUCUUCCUGCAACCUGUCAUUGGCUUCCUCUCAUAACUGACUAUGGACCACAUAUGCCAGCCUAACGUUUGAACCAACUAAAAGCACUAAAUAUCUGUUUCAGCAAUUAUCAGAGUCACCGACAUGCUUUCGUAUUUAAUUAGCAUCACAUGUGUUCUGCAUCUACAGCAAAACUCCACAACUAUAUUCUGGUGUUCUUACGCAGCAAAUAGCUAAUCAGGUGUUCUGUUUCUCUCUCCGUCAACUAAUCAAUUGGAGACUACUCUUUGCUUUUUUAACAAUCAGAGACUCUGGUUGAAAUUUGACCAUUGCUGAACUUUCUAAUCACCAUGAUAUGUCAAUUUCACUGACUCCAUAAGAGUAAUUAUCAGACUGAUCUGUGUUCUGUUACCACAGCUCGACCAUUUGAUCCCACUUGAUUAGACUCAUAUGAUGCAUGCCAUUUUGUACCAAACAAAAUGGUCAUCUUCUCUCAACCAACAACUAACAGUCAACAAUUACUCAGGAAAGUCUGCAACAGACAGUGAUGGUGUUUUCCUUACUAGAGUAGAGGAUAUCCAUCUUAUGCACAGAGAUAUAUAUGUGUUGAAAUGGUCAGUUCACCAAAUUCUCACACCUUGUUUUUCUUACCCACUUGGUUUUCCACGAGGCGUUAAGGACAUGCUUAUUAAUAUUAUGCCCUUACCCAAACCCCUUAUCUAAACCUAACCAAUCAAUAGAGUGUGUAAACAUGACAGAAGCUGUUAUGUGUGACAGAAGCAAGUAAUUGUCAUGCAUUAAAUGAAAACAAUGUCCAGAGACGUCAUUUCUAUCGGGAAGACACGCAGGCUUGAGUGAGGUUUAAGAUGACAUUUAUUUGAUGAAUGUAAAACAGAAAAGUAAUGUCUCUCUCUUUGGCAUAGGCCCCGUCUGGUGGUCCGAGGGAGUUGUACUUGGAACCAUCAUAUCCUGCCGGAGAUAGGAGGCAGGGGCGAGGAGCCUACCCCCGUGCGGGACGGGGCUCAACUGCUGGUGGUGGGGUGGUGGAGGUUGCCGUGUUAGCACUCUGAAACAGCAAUGUGAUAGAUUGUGAGCAGACUUAUAAAGCAACGGCUUACAUGUGAUUGGCUAGGAGUUACCCAGCUAAUGAUGUGAUGAUGUACAGCUGCUAGUCUUCCCGCUAGAACUACGCUGCGCUUCCAUUGGUUGUAGUGAUGGUCGUACAAAUUCAUACGCAUUAGUCAAAUUUAGAACAGUCGUACAAAUCCUGACAAUUUCUCUGUGAGAAUGUGUUGAAUAUCCGCAAUCAAUCUCACCUCAUCCAUAUUUGCUAUUUAAUAUACAUACGGAGUGAAAUUUUGGCCAAUGAGUUUUUGGUGUGGGCGGGGAUACCUGGUAUAAUCUAAGAGAAGCCAAGUGACUGGCAAAAAGCAUUUUCACUCGUCGCUAGUCACUGUCAUGGCUGGUAAAUGAAACUGGAUUAACAGGGAAGAUAUUUAAUAUAAAGAGCUUUUAUUGCUUGAUGCUUUGUCGCGUCAUUCCUGGUAUAGGACACGUGAGAGGAUAAACAGUCAGCUUUCUUAACAUGGGUAUAAAAUUAGUCUAGAAUGUGGGUAAUCUAUAAAUAACUUUGAGUUGUUACAUGGUUGUAUUCCAGAACAAAUAUGACUAAUCAAGUCCCAAUAUGCCAAAUAAUGUCUGAUUAAGAUGAGUUAAAUUAAUCUUUUGUUUUUGUUUUUUUCAGUGUGUCUCAUCUUUCUGGGACCGCAUGGGAAGGUUUUACUUUUUUAUGCAUAUGUAUUGACCAUAAUGUUUGAGUCUAAAUUCUUAGCUGUUCUGUGCAGGCUAUUAAAAUGACUGCUUUCCCUCCUUCUCACUCUCCUGCUCUCUAUUUCACUUUCUCUCACUCCAUCAAACACAUAAGCCGCUCUUUAACAUUAGCAUUUUUUUUCCACUUCCACUUGUCAGCUUCUGACAUUUUUGAAAAAUCUUUUAUAUAUUUAUUUAUU